CGGGCUUGGGAUGUCGGCUCAUAGUUAGUCUACACUCAGUCCUUGGCCUAACAAAACAUAUUCUCGACUUUUUUCGGCUUUGUAAAACAAAAUUUGGAAAAAAAAAUUAACAUGUUGCGAAUGUUGCGUCAGAAGUGUCGUUCCCUCGUGGAUCGGAGCAUGCCGUGUCUGGAGUCCUUGGUGGAUGCCUGUUCCAUAUUUAAGGCCGAUUGGUCCAAGAAUCUAAGCCCCAUCAAGCCUUCGGUCGACUGCGCCGGCUCCAGUGUGCUCCGCCAGCACCUGGUACGCCGCAACUACAGCAGCCAGUCGUCCGCCGACGACUGCGGCCUGCCAAAGGAUUGCGGGCAGGAAUCGACCUCCAAGAGCUGCGGUCCUGCUCGGUUUAAGGGCACCAUUUGCGAUGCAGCCAAGGGCGGUAAGCGCAAGAAGAAGGAAGAGCCCAAGAAGGAGAAGUCCAACAAGCCGAAGCUGUCAGCCAGGAUGCGGUCCAUGUGGUACAUACCCGACUGCGAGUACGAGCCAAAGUGCGACGUGCCAGUGCGGUACGACAUCCAGUACUACCGCAUCUCGGACAAAGAGGCCCGGCAGUACCAGGUGACGUGGAACGAGUGCCCCCGGCUGGUGAUCAAGCCCAAGAAGGUGUGCAUACACGCGAAGCAUCCGCGUCCGAAGCCCUGCCGCCGUCCCAGGAAAACGGUGGUGGCCACAGCCCGUGUGCCCAUGCUCAACCCCAUGGAGUGCAAGAAGCCGGAGGAUAUGUCACUCUGUCCGCGCUGGACGCUGCCCUGCUGCAAGCCCGCCCGCAUUCCGCCCAGUUGCCACCAAGAACGCAAGCCCACCGACUGCACCAAACGCCCGGCGCCGUAUCCCAGCUUCUCAGAAUGCAAGCGGGAAGAGCUGUCCAAGGCACCACCCACGGAGUGCCUAUGCCUGAAAGUUCCGAUGGCCUGCGAGAUGUGGGCGGAGCUGAGGCGAAGGAUCGCCCGGGGCAAGGGGGCGGUCCUUAAGUGUGGCGAAAUGUAGGCGGCGGCGGAAGCCCAGUCACUCGACAGCUGACCACAUUCCUGUCACUUAUCCAACUCCGUAUAGUCCCAUCCAAAUUACAGUUUUCCGAAACAGCCUUAACACUCCCUUACCUAAACUCUCUCUUUCCACACUUUCCAAAUUCAAAAUGUUGUUUAAACGCUGCGGAAAAGUCCUAAUGCCACUCGCCGCCCGAUUGGCCAGUUGUGCCGGCUCCAAGGGCGGCGCCUCGGACUCCAAGUGCAACUCCAAUUCGAAGGGGAAAGGCCAACCCGAGCCCGGCUGCAAGCGCUCCGCAAAACGUAAGAACUGCUCCAAGGUCCCAACACCAUUCCCGAGCUACUCUGAGUGCAAGCGGAAGCGGAGUGAUCCUAAACCUUCCAAGGAAUGCGAUUGCUGGGACUUUGACAAGUGCUGAUCCUCGUCAUUUUGGAUAUCGGAGAUCCGGGGAUGUCCUCCGCUUACGGCAAUCCCCCGUUUUCACACCUCAAGACUGAGCACUCAAUACUCAAAAAACCGUUGGUGGCACUGGGAGCCGAGGUGUUUUGUCCAUGUAGAACCUUUGCAGUUAACCUGGGCGCCUUUAAUCCAUGUCAAACUGACCGACGUUGAACGAAUAUAGGAAUAUAAAAAGCA
Messenger RNA from Drosophila erecta, 1659 nucleotides. RefSeq lists its product as uncharacterized. The record is from RefSeq and is a predicted model, not a curated record. The transcript has a single exon. Bases 112 to 1023 code for a protein of 303 amino acids. NCBI's taxonomy places the organism in Eukaryota, Metazoa, Arthropoda, Insecta, Diptera, Drosophilidae.